Messenger RNA from Clupea harengus (Atlantic herring), 3333 nucleotides. RefSeq names its product 5'-AMP-activated protein kinase subunit gamma-1. The record is from RefSeq and is a predicted model, not a curated record. Gene Ontology annotation, cellular component: nucleotide-activated protein kinase complex; nucleus; cytoplasm. Gene Ontology annotation, biological process: protein phosphorylation; regulation of catalytic activity. Gene Ontology annotation, molecular function: AMP binding; protein kinase binding; protein kinase regulator activity. NCBI's taxonomy places the organism in Eukaryota, Metazoa, Chordata, Actinopteri, Clupeiformes, Clupeidae.
AUACAUUAUCUGUGAAUCUUGUAAUCUUUUCUCUUCAUGAGCAUUGUUGUUGCUGUUGUUGUUGUUGUUGAUAUCUUCAUCAGUAUUAUUGUUGUUGUUGUUGUGUAGGACCUGAGCUCAUUUGCCAUGCCCUUCCUGGAGGGGGAUACUGAGCACUCGGACAAGGGCGCUAUACACAAGGGGGAGGUGGGAUGCCAUUCAGUGAGCCCAACCAAAGGCUUCUUCGCACGGAGCCCCUUCAGCCGCCCCUCCAGCCACCCCACCAGCCCCCUGUCCGCCCCCGUGCGCUCCCGGAACAGCCCCAGCUCCCCCAAGACCAUCUUCCCCUACCCGUCACACCAGGACUCCCCGCCCAAGUCCCCGCGCCGCCUCAGCUUCACGGGCAUCUUCAGGCCCUCCUCCAGGGACUCGGGCUCCACCUCCACCUCUCCAGUCAGCAUCAAGUUCUUCUCGAGAGCGCGCAAAGCCUCUGGAAUGUCCUCCCCGCCCGCCACCCCUCCGACUCAGGUGACGAAGCCUCUGUCGUUCCCCGUGGAGGUCUACCGCAGCGAAAGGCCGGAGGAGCGCCAGGAGAGAGCCCAGCGGCAGAUGGAGGUGCGGCCGCGCUCCCUCUCCUCACCCCUGGACACGGGCCAGCGCCUCAGCCUGCCCCCUCCUCCUCCUCCUCCUUCCGCCAAGCCACCCCUCACCCCCUCGUCUGCCCCCAUCUCUACCUCACAACUGGUCCCCGGUCUUGUUGAAGGCAUGCUGGAGAAACUUGACCUCGAGGAUGAAGUUGUUGAAGAAUCUGAGAGUGACAUUUACACACGCUUUAUGAAAUCCCACAAGUGCUACGACAUCGUUCCCACAAGUUCCAAGCUGGUUGUUUUUGACACAACGUUGCAAGUGAAAAAGGCGUUCUUUGCUCUGGUGGCCAAUGGCGUCCGCGCCGCCCCUCUGUGGGAGACCAAGAAGCAAAGCUUUGUGGGAAUGCUAACCAUCACAGACUUCAUCAACAUACUACACAGAUACUACAAGUCGCCCAUGGUACAAAUCUACGAGCUGGAGGAACAUAAGAUCGAGACGUGGAGAGAGCUCUAUCUACAAGAAACAUUUAAGCCUUUAGUGAACAUAUAUCCAGAUGCAAGCAUAUUUGAUGCUGUGUAUUCGCUGAUCAAAAACAAGAUCCACCGGCUGCCCGUGAUUGACCCGGUCAGUGGGAACGCACUUUAUAUCCUCACCCACAAGAGGAUCCUCAAGUUUCUCCAGCUCUUUGUGUGUGAGAUGCCAAAGCCGGCCUUCAUGAAGCAGACCCUGGGGGAGUUGGGCAUCGGCACCUACAGCGACAUCGCCUUCAUCCACCCCGACACGCCCAUCAUCAAAGCCCUCAGCCUCUUCGUGGAGCGCCGCGUCUCCGCCCUGCCCGUCGUCGACGAGUCAGGAAAAGUGGUUGAUAUUUAUUCCAAGUUUGAUGUCAUAAACCUUGCUGCUGAGAAGACCUAUAACAACUUGGACAUCAGUGUGACUCAGGCCCUGAGACAUCGCUCACAGUAUUUUGAGGGGGUGAUGAAGUGCAACCUUAUGGAGACUCUGGAGACCAUCGUGGAUCGGAUAGUCAAAGCCGAGGUGCACAGGCUGGUGGUGGUGGAUGAGAACGCCAGUAUCGCGGGCAUCGUGUCCCUGUCGGACAUCCUGCAGGCUCUGGUUUUGACCCCUGCAGGGCUGGAGAAGCGUAAAGAGACUGUGGUGGAGUAAGGAUCAUGCCGCUGCCACCUGUUGAGUUGCACCAGCUGCCGGAGCUGGAGUGGGCACAGCCCUCCCCUACAGCCGGGGUGGCACAGCGGGCAUGGGUGUGGGAGGGGGCCAGGGGUGGGGGGCGGUUGGAGGCAUGGAGCGGAGCGCCGGACAGGGCAGCAGCUGGUUGGUCCGGUGGGGUGGGGUGGGGGUCAUCAGGUGGACCACCAAAGAUUGCUUUUCAAUGACGAGGAGGGCUACAGGAUCAGUUUUACCUCUCUGCUUACCAUGUCCCUCUUUUCUCUCUCUCUCUUUCUCUCUCUCUCUCUCUCUCUCUCUCUCUCUCUCUCUCUCUCUCUCUCUUCCCCAUUCUGCCUGUUUUACAGAGAUUAUAUGCCAUCAUAACUCUGUGUCUUGCGUGUGUGAGACGCAGAGCAUUCGGCUGUUUCUGUCUGUGAUGUACACUCAGAAGAGGACAAGAGAGUUUGAAACAUAUCUUUAUCUGACAUGGAUAGGUUCUGUCUUUACAGUGGACGGGUGGCGUCGCCGUGGAGCACCACGCUCGUCCACUCCCCCCUCCUGCCUAGGCUGUGCGUCGGCAGAACCUUCGGAUUGACGCUUUAUUUUGCAUCGAUUGAGGAAACAAGCAUUCUCUUCUUUUCCGAAUAUUAUCAGACCACCCUUUAACCUGUAAUGAUGUUAUACCCUCAGUCCACCUCUGGGAUUGAAACCUACUACCCCCUUCCUACCCCGCUAUGACAUGAAAGCUUAGGGCGGAGCCUAUUCGUAAGUCUGUCAUUUGUGCCUUUUGCUGCCCCUCUGUCGUCGUCGUCGUCGCUGUGGUGACGUGAGCGAGAGUGCACAAAUGAGAGUGUUGAAAAUGUACUCAAAGUGACAUGAAUGUGAGCAUAUCUACAUAACAAAAAAUGAACCAAAACAUAAUCCAGCAAUGGAUUGGUUGUCAUUAUAUUUUGUUGCUUUAUAUGAGGUUUUUUUGUUUCCUUCAGUUUUCUAUAAGGACUUGAGUUUUGGUCUGUGUUUAUUUUUGUUUUGGAUUACUGAUGCUGUAAAGGUUAGAAUCGGAGCUUUAUUUAUUUAUAUUUAACAGAGAUCCUUUCUUUUUUUUGAAUGAGUAAUAAUUUAGAUACAGUAGGAAAAACAAUAUUAUGCCUGUUGCCCCUAUGCAUUACUGUGGUGUGACGACGAUCACGUUGCUCAAUGCAGUUGAAAAUUACAGCUGCUCCCUACAGACCUGCAUUUUUUGUUUUGUUUGUUUGUUUGUUUGUUUGUUUUGUUUUGUCCUGCCGCCAGAGGCAUGCAAGUCGUCUGUACUGCUCCUUACCUUAUCAAUCGUACUGUACAUAUAAGAGCUCCUCCUGAGAGAAAAAAAGAAAGAUCUAUAAGUGCCAGACAAAAAGGUCUAUUUUUCUGUGUAUUGUUAAAUCAUGUUUGUAAUAUUUCAGAUUUUUGUUUGUGUCAUUUUUACGGUGGGUGCGUGAUGUGUAUGCACCCCGAUGAGGGUUCCCAUAGUGGAACACAACUGGCAUGGGAACAGUUUGUGAACAACGGUUAUGUUCUGUACAUUUCUUUUGGAAGGAGAAAAUAAAUUCUACUACUGAA